AUGGCAUCUGUGGCUUCACCGGUUAUAUUUAAGGAGUUUUGUCCCUUGUAUUAUCUUCUCAAUGCCAUUCCUACAAAAGUCCAAAAAGGCUUUCGCUCUAUUGUGGUAUAUCUCACAGCACUUGAUACCAAUGGAGACUACAUUGCUGUGGGGAGCAGCAUUGGAAUGCUUUAUCUCUACUGCAGACAUUUAAACCAGAUGAAAAAAUAUAAUUUUGAGGGGAAGUGUGAAUCUAUUACUUUUGUAAAGCUGUUGAGUUGUUUCGAUGAUCUAGUUGCUGUUGGUACAGCUUCAGGUCGGGUUGCAGUUUUUCAGCUUGUGUCUUCAUUACCUGGAAGAAACAAACAGCUUCGGAGAUUUGAUGUUGCUGGUAUCCACAAAAGUAGCAUUACAGCUUUAGCUUGGAGUCCCAAUGGAAUGAAAUUAUUCUCUGGAGAUGACAAAGGGAAGAUUGUCUACUCUGCCCUAGACCUAGACCAAGGUAUUUGCAACUCCAGCCUUGUAUUGGAAGAGCCAUCUUCGAUUGUCCAGUUGGAUUACAACCAGAAAGUGCUGCUUGUCUCUACUUUACAACGGACUGUACUUUUUUACACAGAAGAGAAAUCUGUCAAGCAAGUUGGAGCCCAGCCCAGAAAAAACACUGGCAAAUUUGGAGCAUGUUUUAUACCUGGCCUGUGUAAACAGAGUGACCUGACACUAUUUGCUGCCAGACCUGGGCUUCGUCUCUGGAAGUCUGAUGUUCACGGAACUGUUCAGGCCACAUUCAUAUUGAAAGAUGUAUUUGCUGGAGGAAUAAAAACUUUUGAACUGUAUCCUCGUUUGGAACCACCUGACAGAGGAGGUUACAGCUCCCCAGAGAAACACCUUGGGCUUGUUUCAUGCUUUUUCCGAGAAGGAUGGGUGCUGACCUGGAAUGAAUACAGCAUCUACUUACUAGACACUGUGAACCAGGCUUUGAUUGGUGGCUUGGAAGGAUAUGGUGAUAUUGUGUCUGUGUCCUGUACCAACAAUGAGAUUUUUCUCUUAAAGGGAGAUAGAGACAUAAUAAGAAUUUCAAGUAGACCUGAAGGACUGUCAUCAAUAGAUGUGAAUCCAAAAUUGCCAAAUACUUUAACAGACACGAGUCCUAAAUUGCUGACCCCAGUAUCAGUAAAUGCAUCUGUAUCAUCUAGCCCUUCAGUGGAAGCAAAUAAAAAAAUGGUUACUUCUUCUUCAGUUAUGGGUGAUAAAAAUGACUCUCAUUCUUCAGUGAAAGAUGAUGUGGAAACUCCAACACUAUCGGAGAAAAGUUUUGAUAAAACGGGAGACUUGAGCAAUGAAACAAGAAAAAGGGGCUGCUCUGUAGUAAGUGAAUCAAGAAGCAGGAGCAGUUCAGUAAAUUCUGUGGACAGUGGCUCUAGCUUUAUGGUAUGUGCAGAACAACUUUCAGAACCUCAGAGAGAAGGUCUCAGCUCUGAAGAUUUUGAUCAAGAGCUCGUUGUAAAGCCAAUUAAAGUGAAAAAGAAAAAAAAGAAGAAACAAGAAAGUGGGACCAGGAAAAACCACAGCUCUCUGGAAGGAACACCGAUUUAUGAGCGUCAGCUUUCUGGUGAUAGUCCACAUUCAUUGAAUGCAGACACCUUUUCCAUGACUUCCAGCCUACUGAGUGGCAGCAUUGAUCAUGUGAGUACUGGAUCUCCAGAUCAGGAAAGCAUGUUCAGCGUGGACUCCCAUACAAUCUUGCAAGAAGAUAACGGUUCAGAAACUUUCAGCGUCCUGCAGUCUCCUGAGUCUGCAACUGUCCUAAUUAAUGAAGAAAAUGGAGAUAUUGUUGAUAUACAGAAACUUCCAAACAGUGACAGUGGCAUGGGUACUUCAGCUGUUACAGAUACUUUGACAUGUGUCUCUCCUUUAAUCCUCACAGAAGACUUGACAAGCAGUGUUGAUGGUGAAUAUAAUGGUAGUGUGGUUUCUGCAAGCAAUGAAUGCUGUCUUGGAAAGCUGAGCCAAGAGGAGGAGCAGGAUUUUCCUACACUGUGUAAAAUAGAUGAAAAUUUAGAUGAAAUGAAGUUGCAGGAUACUGAAAAAUCUUUUGAAGAGCAAGCCCUUGCAGACCAAAUGUUUUUGGAAUGUGACAGUGUACUUAAUGUUCAGCCAUCACUGACACCAAAGGAAAGUGAUGAAACUGGUAGGGAAAACCAAGAGCAGCUCUCUCUAAUACACAGCGCUCUGGCAGAUCCUUCUGUGCUCAACUUUGACAUUUCCAGCCAUGUUUGUUCAGAUACCACUUCCAUUUCUGGAUGGAAUUUUGAAAGUGCAAUCAAAGCUAAAUCUAGUACUAGUGCUGCUGAAUGGGUAACAGACACUCAUGAAAGUAAGACUGAGAAAUCUGCCUCAAGCGAUGAAGAGGAUAUUUAUGGACAUGGAUUACCAUAUUCAUCUUCGGAGACUAGUAUGCCUGAAAUUUGUCCUAGGCCUGGUUCCCAGGAUGUGGUCAAGAUAAGCCUAGACGAGAUGGUGCUGUUAAAAUCUGAUCAGUUUGCAGAGAGCUGGAUGGGAUACUCUGGCCCUGGUUAUGGCAUCCUGAGCCUGGUUGUCUCAGAAAAGUACAUUUGGUGCCUGGACUACAGAGGCAGCCUGUACUGCAGCGCGCUGCCCGCGGCGGGGCUGCGGUGGCAGAAGUUUGAAGAUGGUGUCCAGCAGGUGGCAGUUUCCCCCUCAGGGGCUCUUCUAUGGAAGAUUGAACAGAAGACUAACAAAGCAUUUGCUUGUGGAAAAGUAACUAUAAAAGGAAAACGCCACUGGUAUGAGGCUUUACCCCAGGCUGUAUUUGUAGCUUUAAGUGAUGACACUGCCUGGAUUAUCAGAACAAAUGGAGAUCUGUAUCUGCAAACAGGCCUGAGUGUGGAUCGUCCUUGUGCCCGAGCAGUAAAGGUUGACUGCCCUUAUCCACUGUCGCAGGUUACAUCCAGAAAUAAUGUUGUGUGGGCGUUGAGUGAGCAGCGGGCCCUGCUAUACCGGGAGGGAGUACGCAGCUUUUGUCCUGAAGGAGAACAAUGGAAGAGUGAUAUUGUCAGUGAAAUGCAAGCUUUGGAACCAGUGUGCAUAACCCUUGGAGAUCAGCAGACAUUAUGGGCUUUGGAUAUCCAUGGAAACCUGUGGUUCAGAACUGGUAUAGUUUCAAAGAAACCACAAGGAGAUGAUAACCAUUGGUGGCAAGUAAGCAUCACUGACUAUGUAGUGUUUGACCAGUGCAGCCUAUUCCAAACGAUAAUCCAGGCAACUCAUACGGUGGCAACAGCAGCUCAGGCACCUGUGGAGAAGGUGGCCGAUAAACUUCGAAUGGCAUUUUGGUCACAGCAGCUUCAGUGUCAACCCAGCCUCCUUGGAGUUAAUGGCAGUGGAGUCUGGAUCUCUUCAGGCAAAAAUGAAUUCCAUGUGGCAAAGGGAAACUUAAUAGGCACUUACUGGAAUAAUAUUGUGCCUCGUGGUACUGCUUCUGCCUCAAAAUGGGUUUUUGUGUUGGCUUCCACAGCUUCAUCUAAAGAAGGAAGCUUUCUGUGGCUGUGCCAAAGCAACAAGGAUCUGUUCUGUGUCAGUGAUCAGAAUCCUCAGUUUCGUCCUUCUACGGUGCAGCUGCCACCAGAUUCUGAAAUGGUGCACUACUCUGCCUGCCAGGAUGCCAUUUGGGGUUUGGAUAGUCUUGGGCAGAUAUUUAUCAGAACACUUUCAUCCAGCUGUCCAACAGGGAUGCAUUGGACAAAACUGGAUCUCUCUCAACUAGGUGCUGUAAAACUGAUCAACUUGACCUGUGGAAAUCAGCAUGUUUGGGCCUGUGAUACCAGUGGUGGCAUUUAUUUUCGUGUAGGAACUCAACCUCUUAACCCAAGUUUGAUGCUUCCUGCAUGGAUAAUGAUUGAGCCACCUGUACAGCCAGUAGGAAUCAACUUGGUCAGCAUUCAUUCAAGUCCAAAUGAUCAGAUGUUGUGGGCAAUUGAUAGCAAAUGGAAUGUCCACGUACGAGUUGGAAUUACAGAUGAAAUGCCUGUAGGCACUGACUGGGAACAUGUACCAGGUUUGCAGGCUUGUCAGCUGGCUAUAAGUACAAGGACCGUUUGGGCACGCUGUCCAAAUGGAGAUGUAGCUCGUCGAUAUGGCAUUACUGACAAGAAUCCAGCAGGAGACUACUGGAAGAAGAUUCCUGGAAAUGUCUCACGUUUAACAGUGACCCCUCUAGAUGAACUGUGGGCGAUCAGUGCUUCAGGAUCCCUUCUGCAGCGCCUCACUAAGACCUUUAGCCAUUCCCAUAGUUUGCAGAAAAAUAAUGACACUUCUGUUCUGCUUCACCCUGAUGAUUUUGAAGAUGAAUGGGAAGUGAUAUGAAGUCUCUCAAGCUUGUGCAGCAGUGAAAAAAACAGGACAGACUUUCUGUAAUGUAUGUACAGGAUCUAAAAGCCACUCAUACUGGACCUGUGAUAUUAGCACUUUUAUAUUGAAAAAGUGACCUGGUAAAUAGCCCCCAAGCUGUGAGUUCUGAUAUUUGUUCCAUUGUCUCUUGGGAGACUCUUUAGGUGUGGCAUACUGCAAUUGUUAUACUGUACUACUGUAGAAGCUCCUUUGGAAAUAUAACUCUUAAGUUAAUCUUACUAGCAAUGAAAGUGAUUAUUUCACAACAGCAUGCACACUAAUACAUGUGUACUUAUUUUGAGAAGGAAUUCUGUUGCAUUAAAUAUUUCUCUACAGCAGAAACAUUAAGCAUUUCUCAAUUUCU
Phaethon lepturus (White-tailed tropicbird) is the source of this 4750-nucleotide messenger RNA. It is a transcript of the gene TECPR2, whose product is annotated as tectonin beta-propeller repeat containing 2. Lineage: Eukaryota; Metazoa; Chordata; Aves; Phaethontiformes; Phaethontidae. Gene Ontology annotation, molecular function: protein binding. The record is from RefSeq and is a predicted model, not a curated record.